CGGUGUGAUCGCGUUGUAAAAAAAAAAAAAAUUCUUUGUUGUAAAAGAAAAGAAAAAAAAUGAGCUGUUUUUGUUUGUUUUCAGAUUAUUAUGGAACGUAAAAAAUAUAUAAUAUUAUAAGCAGAAAAACUAUAGCAGGAAUAUUAAACCAGGUUCUACUGUACGUGUCAUUUGCUUUUUACUUUCAAUAACUCUUUUUAAGUUUAAAUUCAAUAACUUUGUGUAACAGUAAUGGAAAAAUAAAUCUAACGUUACAAAAAUUGUGGCCGUCUAUGUUAGAGAGACUACGUGUGUACGAUCGCGAGACUAUGGCACUAUGAGACACCUUAAAACCCAUGUAGUUACUAACAUUUGUAAGGGGCGUACCCUGAGAGCGGGAGGAGGUGGAACAAAAGCCAGUGGUUGAUAUGGAGUUUAUCAGUUUGGACAGCAUCAAGGAGGAGGUCGAGGAAGAGACUCCACUGGCUGGCGUCCAACCAGCUGCUGUGUGGCAGGAGGAGAUGGAACAGAAGCCAGUGGUUGAGAUGGAGUUUGUGAAGGUGGACAGCAUCAAGGAGGAGGUCGAGGAAGAGACUCCACUGGCUGGCGUCCAACCAGCUGCUGUGUGGCAGGUUGAUAAUCCUGCUGUGGAGACAAGCUCUCUGGCAGAAGCUACCAGAACAAGAGGUAAUUACAACAGUGAAGGUAGUGCCUCUCUCAAGCCUGAAUGUGUACCAGAAGAAAGUGCUACCUGCGGUACUAUUUUGAUGUCUGACAUUUGCAUCAAUGUUUCAACAGAUUGCAAGGGCCUUCACCCUCAUCAGCAUUUGUGUUCGUCAAGCAAACAAGUCAAAGAUUCUGCAGAUAUAUCAAGACAAGAGCCACUAGUACGUCAUUUAGUUGAACAUAACCGAUCUCAUACAGGGGAGCGUCCCUUCAAGUGUGAUGUAUGUAGUAAAACAUUUGGUAGAAAACAAAAUCUUACUGAACACAGAAAUUUACAUACAGGAGAGAGUCCCUUCAAGUGCGAUAUGUGUAGUAAAACAUUUAGUAGUAAAAAAACACUUAUUGUACAUAUCAAGUUACACAUAGGGGAGUUACCCUUCAAGUGUGAAUUAUGUAAUAAGGCUUUUAUUUCUAAAAGGGAUCUCAUUAUACACAACAGAUUACAUACAGGAGAGCGUCCCUUCAAGUGUGAAGUGUGUAAUAAAUCAUUUGCUAGGAAACAAAGCUUAAAAUUACACAACAGCUUGCACACAGGGGAGCAUCGCCUGAAGUGUGAAUUCUGUAGUAAGUCUUUUAUUUCUAAAAGGGAUCUCAUUGUACACAACAGAUCACAUACAGGAGAGCGUCCCUUCAAGUGUGAAGUGUGUAACAAAUCAUUUGCUAGGAAACACAGCUUUCAUGUACAUAGCAGCUUGCAUACAGGGGAGCGUCUCCUCAAGUGUGAAUUAUGUAGUAAGUCUUUUAUUACUAAAGGGUCUCUGAUUAUACAUAAAAGGACACAUACAGGAGAGCGUCCCUUCAAGUGUGAAGUGUGUAACAAAUCAUUUGCUAGGAAACAAUACUUCAAUUUACACAAGAGGGUGCAUACUGGGGAGCGUCCCCUCAAGUGUGAAUUGUGUAGUAAGUCUUUUAGUUUUAAAACGGAACUCAUUGUACACAACAGGUCACAUACAGGAGAGCGUCCCUUCGAGUGUGAAGUGUGUAACAAAUCAUUUGUUAGAAAACAAACUUUUAUAGAACACAAGAGCUUGCAUACAGGGGAGUAUCCAUUCAAGUGUGAAUUAUGUAGUAAGUGUUUUAGUUUAAAAAAGUAUCUGAAUGUGCAUAUGAGGGUACAUACAGAGAAGCAUUCCUACAAAUGUAAAUUAUGUAGUAAAUCUUUCGAUUGUAAAAGGGAUCAUAUUUUACACAACAGGUUACAUACAAGUGAGCAACCCUUCAAGUGUGAAUUAUGUGGUAAGGCUUUAAGUUCUAAAACGUGUCUUAUUUUACACAACAAGUUACAUACAGGGGAGCGUCCUUUCAAGUGUGAAUUAUGUGGUAAGACUUUUAGUUUUAAAAGGUAUCUGGAUAUACACAUGAGGGUACAUACAGGGGAGCAUCCCUUUAAGUGUGAUGUAUGUAGUAAGUCUUUUAGUUGUAAAAGGGAUAUCAUUACACACAUCAGGCUACAUACAGGGGAAAGGCCCUUCAAGUGUAAUGUGUGUAGUAAAUCAUUUAUUAGGAGAGAAGUAUUUAAUGCACACUACAGCUUACAUACGGGGGAGAAUGCUAUAAAGUGUGAAUUAUGUAGUAAGUCUUUUAGUUCUAAAGCGGCUCUCAGAGUUCACAACAGAUUGCAUACAGGGGAGUGUCCCUUUAAUUGUGAUAUGUGUAGUAAAUCAUUUACUGUAAAAGAAAAACUUAUUACACACAUGAAAUUACAUGCAGGCGAAGGUCUCUUUAAAUGUUAGCUUGUAGAAAAUAUUUAAUCGCAAUGAUCACUUAGUCAUGCAUACCAGAAUUCUGUGAUGAAUGUCUGUUAGUAUGAAAUAAUUUAAUCCAAGUCUGUUGAAGCACCUGAAAUAGCUCUAGCACAGAUAUAACAUGCUGCAGUGCAGAGACAUUGAUUAGCAGGUGGCCAGUCUCAAGAAACAAUUAUGGUGGAGCUAUAACAGUGUUCUUUUUGUCUGGUUUACAAUUUGAGAAUGAAUGGUGAAAAAACGAUUAUGUACUGACGUCAAAAGGGCCUGCACCCAGGAGCCUAGUCAGCUUCCGCCUCCUUUCCCCUGGCCCCUGUCCCACUUCCCUCACUGGCAUUCAUACCAUCACGAAACUACGUAGUCACAAUAGGGCGCUGUAGCGGCAGUGUCAUGUCCCCUUAAAUUUUUUAAUAAAUUUUUGUUAAUUUUUAUUAUUAUUUUUCCUGUGAAUUUGUGUCGCCACUGACGGGCGGGACAGUUUUGUUUUUGUUCAAUUUAUAAUUUUAUUUGUUUAAUAUAAAGACAUUGCCGAGCGGACCCGAACGUGAGCCGAAGUCAGACUUUAUUUUAAUCAAGUACAUUAAUAACGGUUUGUUUAGUAAUAGCAGAGCAGUGGGAGACUGUGCCAUAAUUAUAAAAUGGUUUUGUAUAUUCCCUACGUAGGAUUUCAAGGCAUUUAAUCAUAAGACGUAACAGUAAUCUGGCCUAGCGGGAAGGUGCCAUGAUGCACCGGGAGAGCCCAGCGCUCAGCCAGUUCUCCGCCGCCAACAACCGAGACAAGCCGCAGCCUCCCGCACCCCGGGGACUGCACCCUUUGUACUCUGAUGCGUAGAUCUGCUUUAUCUCUAAUCAAUUAUCAAUCACUUUCGCAUUAUCCCCGGGGCUUGCCUCGGUCGAAGAACUGUUUUAUUAAAUAUUUCUCAGCUCUUGAAGAGACUCCUUUUAAACACAUACUACGUAUUUGCUGUGCGCGACCACGUGCCUUGGGCCGUUGAACGUUAUCAUCUCGAAGCUGUGUAUGGGAGCGUGUGUAUACAUUAAAUACCUUAAGUAUGAAACUACGUUCUUUUCUUUUACCGACCUCGUGGCAAUCUAUCCACUGUGAGCAGGCAUGUGGGAUGCCUUGAGAGCCCACGAUUCAUUAAUAUAGUAUAAGCGUGCCCGACACUGAGAGCGGCCCAGGUCUGAGCGAAUUACGUGGAUCGAAUCUUGCCUCACACGGGCGACGUCUCGCCCUGAGGCGGGUCUCAGCCGGGUCCACUUGCCCUUCCACGUGGUGGCGCCCAGUAUCUGUCCUCAUCGUGAAGACCCUAUGAAAACCCUAAUCACGACAGGACAUAUCUUUCCCCAUCUUCCUUCUUUUUACAUUUUUUUUGCCCUUUUCAUAUCUUCAGUUCAAUUUUUAGUAGUUAAUAUUAAUAAAAAUUCUUAUCUAUCCCAAAAUUAACUCCAAAAAAUUCUACAAUUGGUGUUAUGUAUUGUUACGAUGGCAAUAUUGCAGCCAGACAAUUUGUGGUAGGAUGAGAGGAAAGUAGAAUAAUUUUAUAAGAUGAUGGAGAAAUGAGGAAUUUUUGGAUAUUUGGGAAUGUGACAGUUAAUGCUAGCAACUUUCACAUUCACCAAUAAUCACAGAGGUAACUAUUACCAUACGUGCCAAAUUGUACGAUUUCACCCAAAAAUUAAUAGGUAGAACACUAGUGCUGAUUUUUAUUUGUGUGUUAGUAUUGUAUUGUCUGUGAAAAAGAUACAGGGGUUUCUGUAAGCUGCGUUGUAACCCUUGUACUAAGUGUAUUGAACAUUAGUGAUCACUCUAUUUCAUUUCGCCAGUUGUUGGUGUGGGAUCAUUGUGGUAGAAGUAAAUAUGCAGAUAAUGUAUGGUGGCUAAUAGAUUAAUAUAUUUUUAAGAAAGAUGAUUUUGAGGUUCCAGUAUAUAGAAAUUCCUGAAGCUCUUUUUUAAUGUUAAGAGGUUUGCGAUUUGUAUUAAGAUUAAAUUUUCAUUAAUUAUAUCAGGCUUUACUAACCUUUUAAAACGGUUCUUAGCCUCCUUUUUUGGCGAUUAAAUUUAAUUUUUUCUACUUCUUUUUGCCUUAAUUUUGUUUUAGUGCAUUUUUCCAAUACAUUUUGAGUAACAGACAAAAAUAUUCUAUUUGUGUGUUUUCCUGCAGUUUGUUUGGCUGAAAGGUUUAUUUCUGUCAAGAUCCUAAAUUCUGUAGGUGCUGUAAACAAGUAUUAAUGCCAGCAAUGAAAUAAGUUAGAAUAAAAUAGAUUUUCAAAAAACUUCCUGUUGCUGACACAGUAAGUUAGUUUUUUGUGCAUUCGGCUAGUUAUUUUUAUGCACUAGUUUUGAUAUUCUUAUCUUAGUCCAAAUACAUGUACUUUGUUUCUUAGAGCUCUAUGUAAAUAUUAUUUUAGAGUGUGAAGUGAAAUUUUUUGUAUUAAAAAUAUUUAUUUAUAUUAAUACUUUAAUAUUUUUUAAAGCCAUAAUUGGUUAUGUAUCACAUUGAAUAUUAAAAGUCAAUUAAGAUCUGCAAAAAAAUUAGUCCUGAAUUUGACAUGGCCGCGGCCUAACUGUCCUUAUGCUAAGCGGGGGUUCGCGUCAAUACAUGUACUGAGAAUAAAUUGUGGGCGCCACCGUGCAAGGGGCACGAACCCAGGAGAGACUCUUUUUCAGGGCCGUGACGUCGCCCAUGUGAGGCGUGAUUUCAACCCCCUUAAAGCCAAUCCUAGUACUCGCCACUGGUCCGCUCUCAGCGUCUGGUACGCUCUUCACCUACGCAGUGGGCUCUUACGGCGUCCCACACGCCGUCACACUCAGGAUGUUGAAAUAAACAAAUACAAAUAAAAUUGUAUGCCCUGGUGUAUUAGUUGCGACUUCGCCUACACCUUUGAUUAUAUCACACAACACCUAUGGCACGAAUCGGUUCACGUGGUGCGACAUGACCACGUGGUCACACUCUACAAGUAGGUAAUUAGCAUAAAAAGGACCAUAGUGGUCACUCAUACAAUUAUUUAAACAGUCCCCCCGACCGAGAGAAGCCCCGAGGAAUUAUGAACGCAAGAUUUAAGAUAAUUAAAAUUUAACAGAAUUACUUAGCAGUGUAGGCAAGCGGUGAGGUCCCCGGGGUGCUGAUGCGUCUGCUCUUGGUUGGUGCUGGCAAAGGACUGGGGUGAGCUCAGGGCUCUGCUAACCUAACAUGGUGUCUUCGCGCCGAACCAGUUACCGUUAUACCUAUUUACGAUUACGUGCCACAGGAAGCUACAGGUAAAAUAUGAAACACUCUUAAUAAUUAUAUUACACCUAAUGCAUGAUAAAAACUUUUAACUUAAAUUAUAACAAUUUAUUAUUAAUGAUAACCCGAACGGCUUCGGCGGACUUCAGUUCACGUCGUGCAUGUUCGGUACAUCUUGUCAUUGUUUAUGCCUUAACUAAACAUGAAUUACUUAAGUACAUAAAACACUCCCGGCCGAUCUGCAGUCACAUGCCACUUGGGGAAAAAUAAGCAAAAAAGAAUUACAAUGUUUAUCUCUAGUUAAAGGGGUGUGGUGCACUGCUGCUACAGCGCCCUCUUGACAUCCGUGGUGCGCUAUUCAAACACAACCACCCGACUACGUACUCAAGACGGAGCGGCUGCCAGUACGGGAAGUCGGAUGGGGUGGUGAGGGGAAAGGUGGCAGAGGCUGACCAGGCUUCUGGGGCGCAGGCCCGGUUGAUGUCAAAUUGUACUUGUCAUGCAAAAUUUGUUCCAUAUGAUUUAUGCUAGAUAGUAUAUAAUUUCCAAGCAUUUUACUGACAGGGACUUAAAUGAUUAGGCUGGUAUAUAUUACUCAGUAUAUAAUCUGUAAGUAGCGAAAGUGUAAUUUUUUUUUUUCAUGUGGAAUAUAAUAUGUUUUCAAAAAAGCAUAUAAAGGUUACCAGUCAAUUUGUUUGUUUUGUGAGUGUUAUUAAUAAUUCUUAUUGUGUGAGUAUUAUUAUUAACAAUGCUGCGAAAAAGCAGAUCUAAUCUUUCCUAACAAAGCUGUUAUGGAAUUAGGCUUUGGAACAUUGCGAAUCAAUCCUCUGAAGAAGACAAGGAAUCUAAAGAGAAGAGCGAUGUGUUAGUAUGGCCCGACUUCAUGCUUCUCCAAGAGCAAAGAGAGGCAGCUUGUGAAACAGCUCGGUUGACAAUGAGAAUUUGUUGAGCUUAUUGUAUAGAUCAACAACUACAUAAUCUUCUACGCGCAAGAAGAAUUGCUUCAAGUGUUGAUUUGAAUUGAGCAGUGUUUCUAUACGAUUGCACAAUUUAUUACAGCUCGCAUCCUUUCGUACACAUUGGUCCAAUAGAUGUUGUUUGAUAGUAUUGUGGCGCAUUGAAGUUUGCUGCAGAAACGCGUGGAGUGUGUUGCCUUAAUGGCAAAGUGAAAUUGCCAUUAUUGACACCGCCACCUGAGCCAUUGCAUUCAUUAAUUCAUAGCGAAAUACCAGAAUCACAACAUUUCUUUGCUAACACUCAAAAAUACAAUGGCUGUUUUCAAACUACUUCAUAUGGGGCAGACAUUAUCGAAGAACGGAUUUAAUCCGACAAUCAAGGUACCUACUUCAUUUACUCUGUGUUUGCCUCCAAAAUAGAUAAGGCAUACUAACAUUUCAAACAAUUUGUGAUUAUAAAUCAGUAAUAGUGACUUCGCUUUCGACUUACAUAUUCAAGGCCAGGUUCACCAUCGAAUUGGAUCAUUGCAACCCCUUGAAAAUGCACAACAUAAAUUCUUACAAAUAUACAUAAUGGGCAAUAUGUAGGAACAACUUGAUUGGUGUCAAUAGAUCAACACAGCAAUGAAAAUAGCAAUUCUUCAAGAUCUGCAGCAACUACUUCAUGAACAUCAUGUUGACAUCGUCCGGGCCUGCGGCCCCUUUUAAGCCCGAUAUGCCACCGCCCAAACACCACCCACCCUCCAUUCAAACCUCCCACCUACCCGUGCGUACGUGUGUGUGCGUGUGUGUUCGCUCGGCAAGAGGGCGCUGUCGAGCCAGUGUGCCGCACCCCUAAAAACAUAAGUAUAUAUAAUUGUGUUAUUUGUUUUUAUAUUCCCUAAGUGCAACGUGACGGCAGAUCGGCCGGGAGGGUUUUAUGUAUAUUUUAUUUUAAAAUAAUGUAUUAAAAUAUCAUAGCGUUUCCGGACAUUCCCGAUGAAACCCGAAGCCAGACAAUAAUUAAAUGUUCAUUUUAUUAAUUAUAAUAUGUAUUAUUCUUUUCAAGUAUUCAUAAAUUGUCACAUAAUUUUUUAUUCAUUCUUGUCAUGUUAAUUUAGUUUCCCGUGGCAUGAAUUCGCAAAUAUCUUUUAACGGAAAUUGUUUCGGCGGGAGGACGCCAUGUUAGUCGAGCGAGCCAUGAUCUCAGCCCAGUCCGCCGCCAUCAACAACCGAGAGUAGACGUUUCAGCACUCCGGGGACCUCACCGCUUGUUUCACCGCCAAGUAAUUCUGUUUCAAUUUAAUUCCGUCUAAAUCGUUUUCUUUUGGUCCUCGGAGCUCGUCUCGGUCGGGGGACUGUAUAACUAAUUGUCUUACGACCAGCAACGGUCUUUUCUCUUUUGUAAUACGUAAUGUGAGAUGUGACCACAUGGGGGUCUUCACACCUAAACCGAUUCGUGCCGCGGGCGUUUUAAACAGUUUCAAUCGUGUACGUGUGUAAGUUGCAUUCACCGAAUAAAUCAGGUGUGUAAAUCAAA
Bacillus rossius redtenbacheri is the source of this 8152-nucleotide messenger RNA. Its product is annotated as zinc finger protein 260-like. The record is from RefSeq and is a predicted model, not a curated record. The coding region runs from base 408 to 2438 and encodes 676 amino acids. The transcript is spliced from 6 exons. Lineage: Eukaryota; Metazoa; Arthropoda; Insecta; Phasmatodea; Bacillidae.